Molecule: messenger RNA, 5645 nt
Organism: Octopus bimaculoides (California two-spot octopus)
Lineage: Eukaryota; Metazoa; Mollusca; Cephalopoda; Octopoda; Octopodidae
Biological process (GO): microtubule cytoskeleton organization
Cellular component (GO): microtubule cytoskeleton
Source: RefSeq, a predicted model, not a curated record
GCAAGAAAUAGUAUUAACACAAACGCUUAUAUUUAUGAGGAUAACAACAGUAGCAAUAAUAACGAUUUUUUAUUAGUAGCAAUAACAAGCUUAAUGACAUUAACAAGACUAAUAACAGCGACAAAACCAGAACAGCAAUCCGAAUGAUAAGCAUUGAUAGUAAGACCAUUUGAAAUAGCAACAUUUAUUAUUUGCAACAGAUUACAUGACAACAAGCCAUCAAAAUAUUAGACUUCUGUUUGAGCCAACACGAAUGACCUCCCUUUAAUCAGUUUCAGUCUUGCUGUUGGUGACGUCAUUCUAUCAAAAUGGCGGAUACAGUCGGCUUGCUUAAACGGGAACAUGCAGAUUCAGAUCGAGGAAGUUCUGACACAGCUGAAGAUGGACCAGUAGAGGAUGACAGAAGAUCACACAAUUUAGACAGCCGCUUAUUAAUUGGACAUUUCUAUGAACCAAAUUCAAACAGUAUAGCUUACUCUGAUUUGAGUGGGACUGGAGACACACAGUCCAUUGACACCACUAAUACAAGCCUCUCUACAAGCACUUCAAGCUCGAGUCCAAAUCACUGUCGUUUAGAUGGAUCAAAUAUAAGUGCAAGGAAUAGAUAUUUAGCAGGUAAUGGAUUGGGAGCUCAGCCAAUGGUAGAAGAGUUUUCUAGAAGCUGUAAUAACGACACCAGUGAUCUUGAUGGCAGCUAUGUAAAGAGGGUCGGUAGACUGCCAGGCCAACCGUUCCCCACCGGACCAUCUUGGUGGAUCGGAUAUCCGAGUACUGUAAGGAAGGAAAAGGAGAGAGAAAGAGAAGAACGGGUCAGAGUUGCAAGAGAGAAGUUAGCUGAUGAACGGAAAAAGAAGAUAGAAGAAUUGAAAGAACAACAGCGGUUGGCACAAGAGCAUCGUGAAAGACAGCAAGAAUUAAGGCGUCGGAAAAUUGAUGAGCUACGUCGCAGAGAGGAAGAAAGAAGAGCUGCCGUGGAAGAACGCCGUCGCAGACAGGAAGAAGACCAGAGAGUCCGAAGAGAAGCCAUUUUGCAAAGAGCACAAGAACGAGUUGCCCGUUACGAACAGUGGAAACAAUCAGGCCGACAUAGAGGUGGGCGCAUUUAUGGCUUUGGUAGCCGUACACCACGUGACAUAUGUUUGCCUUUAGACCGCAAGAGAUCAUCUUCUCAUAGUACGCUUCUGCGAUGCUCAGCCAAUGAUUCUGACUCGGAUACCUAUGUCCGACCACAGCGUCGUGCAGUCUCUGCCUGCAGUAUGGUCAGACGGCACUGUUGUGUUGAUGUUAAAUCAUCUGAAGGCAGUUCUGAUAAUGCACCGACAGGUCAGGGUUCUUAUCCAGCAAGUGUUCCACCAUCAAAACAUCUGUCUGUAUCAACCAGUGCUCUUUAUUACAAACGAAGCCCUGAGUUUUCCUCUUCAGGAACCCUAAACUCAAGCAACCGGCCAGAAUCACUUCUUGCCCUCAACACCAUCCCCGAAAAACGUCGCUCUUUUCUAGCUACAGUUACACCUCACCGGACCAAAAGUACCACAGGAUUGCACAUGUCCUCACCAUCAGCAUCUGCUCCAGUCAAGCCACGAGAAAUGCGAACCCCUCGAAAACCUCGCCCAGCCAGUCUAGCCGGGACACUGCCUGGGUUUGUUCCCUUGGAAGUACCCAAAGCCAGCACACCAAGGAGUAAGAGUUCAGAAAGAAUCUCGAAAGAUAAACUUCGGAAUCGAUCUUCUACAAUUGACUCUGCAAAAUCUGACAAGUCUGUUAGCUCAACCGCAUCUACUCAGUCUAAAAGUAGUAGGAAGGCCAUUUUCGAUCGAUUGUCUACACCCAAGAAACCUACAGACACACCUCCCAAAUCAACUGAGAAGAAAUCCUCAGCGCCUAAUUCAGGAACUACAACUCCUACUCCAAGAAAGCCCAAAUCUACCAAAGAUAAAGGGCCACGUGAGUCUCCUAAUCGUGAAGGUACUCCAACUCCAUCAGCUCCUGAAGACCAAAUGACACGCUCAACUCAAGAUAUUACUGAAGAGGAAUAUAAGAUUAAACUUGCUGAGAAACGGCGCCAGGCAAGAGAAAAAGCUGAAAGAGAAGCAGAGUUAGAGCGGCAAAGACAAGAAGAACUCAGGCGUCAAGAAGAGGAGAGAAUUCGUUUAGAGGAGGAGGAGCAGCGUCGUUUGGAAGAAGAAUCCAUACGUCUUGCAGCCGAAGGUAGGUUGGCUGAGGAAGAAAGGCUUCGUAAGGCCAUCGAAGCUGAAGAGCAACGCAAGAAAGAAGAAGCUGAUCGACUGGAAUUAGAAAGAAAGCAGAAAGAAGAAGCUGAGAAAAAAGCCAAGGAAGAGGCUGAUCGCCUUGAAAAGGAGCGUGUAGAAAGAGCCAAGAAAGAAGAAGAAGAAAGGCUAGCCAGAAAGAAGCGCCUUGAGAUGAUAAUGAAACGGGUGAAAACUGAACCAAAUGUAGUUGAUACAGUAAAAGUUGAAUCCUCAACAAAAUCUGCUCAGAGUUCCCCAAGCCGAAGUAGCAACUCAUCAACUGAACUUUCACCUGAUGAGCGCCAAGAGGAAGCUUCUACAACUCUUGUUGCAAACGACAUGAAGAAGGCUUCAUCACAAGAGGACAUGCAAAAUAUUGAAGAAGAACGGACAGCUGCAAAAUUCAAGUCUCCACUUUUGAAACAGUUGAUGGACAAACGGUCAGAUGAUUCCAGUGGGGAUACAAGUGCAAAAUUCAAGUCUCCAAUUCUGCAGAAUAUCCUCGGUAAAAGCAAGACAAACCUAGGCAAUAGGUUAUUAAAGACAAAUUCAUCAGAGAAGCUGGCUUCCAGCCAAGAGAGCUUGGAUCAACCAUUUGCUGAAGACAGCACAUCUUUGAAGGACAUUAGCAGACAGAAGAAUGAUGUUGAUACCAAUGCAGAAGUCAACCCAGCCGAAAACAGCCUCGUGGACAAAGAUAAAUCUCAGAAUAGAUUAUCUGUUUCUUUUGAUCAGUCUGUUGGUAUGGAUGACUCAGGUUUCGCUGAUUCUAAUGGCAGUACAAAGACACCACAGAUAGUAGACGUGAAUGGAACUGGUAGAUCUGUGGAACUGAGCAGUGAGUCUGCCAUUGGUAGUUUAGUUGACAAUAACUUGGAUAAUAAAGACAAAGUGGAGUUAACUACAAUAUCUGGCGAAAGUUCUUGGUCGACAACACCAAAACAGUCUCCAAUCUCUCAUUUGAACAAGCCACUUUCUGGCAUUACUGUGGCCAGUGACUGUGAUAGUUUGGCUAGAAGUUCUGAAAACCAGAUUGGAACUCUUAUUGACUUGUCUGUGACCAACAAAAACAUUGACUUGAAGAGUCAGCAGCUCCAGGAUAAUUUACUGAACAACACUGAUGACCUGUUGAAUUUCAACAGUGUCAAUUCGGCUACUGGUGAUCAUAAAAAUACCUUAUUACCUUUCGAAGAUAACGCACCUCAACGACAGGAUGUUUCUGAACUCAUUUAAUGGUAUCAAAGUUCCUGGCAAUAGAACUAAGGUGCCGGAGGGUCAACUGUCCUAUCCUCUGCCGUUAUCAGCUGAUACCAAUAGUAACAACAGUACUCAGGAUACUGACAUCUACUCAAACAGGAACAUCUUGCAAACGGUGUCCCUGGAACCAAGGCCAGCUUUGCCCCCACUUACGUCUUCUUCUGAAGGACAGUUUCAACUACUAUCACCAAACUGUGAUGCCUGUGGUGACAACUACAGUUCUCUCAGCAAGAGUGAUAACCAUUCAGGCAAUCACAUUGCUGGUGAGCGAAGCAUUUCAAAGACCCGGAAUCUUCCGAUUAGUGCUCAGCAAAAAACAGUUGAUUCCGGAUCUUCUGCUUCCUCUUCUAUAGACGUUAGAGGUGGCAAAGAUGGGGGAAAUGAUUAUGCAGGUAAUGACAACUGCAUUCACUGUGACAUUAGGGGCACUGACUCUAACACUCUUCCUUCUUGCACAGGCACAGAUUCUCACCUUUCAGAAAAGACAACAAUAAAUGACAACCGCAUUGAUGUGUACAAAACUCUCACUGGCAGUAGUGUCAGUACAACUACUACACCAAAUACUAUUAUUGAUACUACACCUCCUACUCUAUCUACCAUUACCUUUAGCUCUGCCAUUGCUGCUACUUCUAUAGACUCUUCUACUAUUGUUACUACCACACUUACUUCUAGUGCUGCUGCUACUACAGCUACUAUUUCCAAAAGAACCAAGGCUUCUCCCACCCCUAAUACCACAGCUUUGACGUCCAUUUAUUAUCCCCAUAACAAUGUGAGUGACUGUGGUGUUGGCAAUGCCACAAAAGGCAGAACUACAUCAAUUAUCUCCGCUGAUUAUUUGUGGCAUCACCUGGAGCAGCUGAUGUUGCAUAGAAAUAACCAGAUAGUUAAACUGCUUUUCAGCUAUGGAAUCAACAACAGUCCAAUCCCCACUUCAGGUAGGACUAUGGAACAUUCCAAAGAGAACCACAUUUGGAAAAGAAUUGAAGAACAUGUUCCCACACUUUAAACUAAGUUUAAAUGCAUAUGCACAUACAGAUAACACACCUGCGUGUUAAUUUGUGGGACAAAUUUCAUACCAUCUUAUGGUUAAAAGAAUAUAGGAGCAAGAUGCUAAGAAAGUAGUGUUGUUAUUCACAUAAUUAUGUACAGAAUUCCUAUUUUCAAUUCCUAGAGAUUUAUAAUAGAGAUUACAACAGGAAUGUUUAUCAUUCCACUAGGGACUGACAAUAGGUAUUGUUUGUUAUAGUAUUAAUAUUUAUUAAUACCACUUUUAGUGACACUAACUCUUUUUGUGUGUCUGAUUGACAUAAAACUUGGUUUAGUAAUUGGAAUGCCAUCCAACAAAACCAAAAUGCAAGUCUAGAAAAUGGAUGUAAAAUAAUAAACGGUUAAUGCCUACAUCAUAUGUAUGCAACAAAGAUUGUGUGUGUGUGAGUACACACACACUCACACAUACAUACAUACACAUACACACAUAUUUAUAUUUAUUUAUUUUUUACAAAAAAAUAGUUGACUGUAACUCCAAAGUUUCGCUAAUGAUCAACUUCAUCAGACAGCCUGCUGAAGUUACUGUCAACCUUUUUUUUAUAAAAAUAAAUUUUAUACACUACAUUUUUCUGUUAUUUUUAAAUAUCUUUAUGUAUAGCUAUACAUAAAACACAUUUAUAUACAUAAACACAUACAGGUGACAAUUGAUUAACUACAUAUAUGUAUAUGAUAAUGAUAAAUUCAUAUACAUUCAGAAUUUUUUUUUUUAAUUCUAUGUUAAUUUUUUUUAAGAUUAUCUAAUAUUUGUUUUAUUUUUCAUUAGCUACAGAAAGGUUAAAGUUAUAUAUGUAUCAAUGCAGCUUUGUUUUGUUUAAUAAAAGAACAUAAUCUAAUGCAAAUGUGUUAAGAACGGAUGUGUGUGUGUGUGUGAGUAUACACAUAUACAUGAAUACAUAGGUACACACACACAUGCUUAUAUUUUUCAUUAGUAAUUGGUGUUAUGAUGGAAGAGCAAACAUCACGUAUUAUAAACAAGUAAGUAAUUUUUCCAGGUCCACCAAUUCAAUCAACACAUCAAAUCCCUCAGUUUUGUUUUCAUUUCUUUUUAAAACAAAAAAUUGUUGUCUUAAAAUAAAGUUUUUCUGAAGUAUU